CACAACAUAGUAGUGCUUGUACUGUGCUACUCUACUAUACUCUACCCACCGACAUCACCCCCAGUUCACCGCAGUUCCUCCCAACCCACCGCUGCUGACACGGCCUUUUCUAGGCGUUGCUCGGCAGUCUCUAGGCUCAGAAAAGUCCGAGCUAAGCCACUUCUAGAAACCACUGCGAGCAAGUUGCUCUCACUCUCCAAGUGUCCGCUUCACACUCCAGUCUCAGUCUGUUACACUCUACCCCCGCACCGUCCAAUUUGGAGCUACUACCUGCUUUUGUUAGUUAGUAACUUAGUACCCAAUGCUUCCGCUCGUCCUUCGUAACCUUCCGUUCUACAAGCUGUAGCACUUCGAGGCGACAACAGAAUCAGCGCGACUCGUUUGGAGCGACGCCAUGGCCGCGAGAGUUGUCCGCGCACAGGCGACGGAGUCAAGAAACUUCUCGCCAUCUCCUGCUGGUUACUUAGUAACCCCCUCUUCCUCGGCCUUCUACCAACAGCGUUCCAUAAAUUGCCCUGACGCAUACCCUGCCGAUUACCCCGCCGCACAUCCCUCCGAUUAUCCCGCGGCUGCGUACAGCUGUAGCUCAGCGAAUCGUCCUCGCUUCACCGCGCCGCCUCUCGACGCCAGCUACUUUCAGUCUCAGUCAGCUUUCGACUGGUCCCUGUCAACUCUUGACGGAUCUCCGUCAGCCCUUGACGAAUACUCAUUCGAAGCCGAGGAUCCAGCCAUCGAGGCUUUCCAAAGCACAUCGCCGCGCGCGCUGUUACCAAGUUACGCCACUUUCGCCAGCCACGACUUCGCCGAGCGCGGCGACGGUUUCGCGCGUUCGGCGCACCACUACUACUAUCCCUCCGCGGCGUCCUGGAGCGGCGGAAGCUUCAGCGCGGCCCCACUACCGCAGAAGCAUUCCGCCAACCGGCGCGGCUCCCGCGUCUCCCGCGGCUCACGCGCUGCGGCGGAAGCGGCGGCGUCCGGCCGCGGGAUGAUCGUGCAAGCGGCGGGCGCGCGGCGGCGACCCGCCAUCGGCAUCAAACAGCUGCGCGCGCUGGAAGCCGCGAGGCAGAAGACGGUCAACCAAGCGGCGGCGUCCGCGGAGGUGGAAGCGGAAGCGGAGGCGGAGGCGCAGGCGCAGCCGCUACUGCGUCUGACGCGGACUCUGUAUCGGAUGCACCGGAGCGACGAGGCGCUCGUCUCAGCUUUUGAGAGUUCUCAGCAGUCCCCCAGCGGCGAAACGAGGAGGCGCGCCGAGUCACGGAGGCGCGACGACGAGGAGGGGCUCGCGGCGGAAGCGGCGGAGCCGGCGGAAUUCACGGAGGAGGAGCGAGCGACGCGAAGAGACACAAGUUCGGAGGCGGUCCGAAGGCCGCUACUUGCGGCGACUCGGAGGAGUAACUCAACGCCGCCGGAAGAGACAAAGUCCGCGAGAGAGGCCUCCGGCGGAGAUGUAGCGGCGCGCGGAGGCGGCGGCGGGGAUUCGGGGGAACUCGCGGGGGUCGGGGGAACGACGAUGAGGGCCGCGGACUGCCCUUUCCGGACGAAACGGGCGCAGCAAGCCGCGAUUCUCGGGCUCCAUUCCACGUCGGCGCCUCCGGAGCUAGGCGCCACGUAUGAUGAUCCACGUCACGCCAGAGGCGGCCCAUCGAACGGUCGCGGAGUCGCCAUGAUGUUCCCUCCUCCCGUCGCGCGACGUCGCACGGAGUCGUUCGAGUCGCUCGAGUCGCCACGCCAACCGCCUAGCUCGGCGACGUCUGUUCACUCGAGUGGCUCCCAGUCGCCGAGUCAGUCGCCGUCGGUUCGGCACGCUCCCCCGCUUCAAUCACGCUCGAGUCUCCCUCCGUUACAGUCACACUCGCACUCGCACCGCCAUCGCGGUUCCCAGUCGAGGUCUCGCUCCCCGUCGCCGUCUCCAUCCCCGUUACAAACUAUUCUCGCGGUCCCGUUACAAGCACCACCACGCCGAGAUUCGUCGAUUGACGCGCCUCAGAAGCCAGCUAAGUUGCGAACCAGCCAAUCCCUUUCCGUGGGUAACUAUCUGGCGGAUGCAGGACAAGUGAGGCGGCUCAACGUGGCUCCAAAACCAGCGGAAUUUGGGUUUCUGAGGAGCGGAGGUGAUGGUGGCAGUUUUGGGCGACACUCGCCCGUGAAACACCCGCUCUCCAAGCCCGCAACUCCUCCGAGCCAAGUCCCGUACGCGUUGAAGGAAGCUCCGCUACGCGAUUUUCAGUCUGGGUUGCACUGUUCUACAGUGCCUUCUCACCAGCACAUGCGACGCGGCAGCCUCCCUGCUGCAGCUUCGCCUCGCAUGGAGUCUCCACCAGCAAGGCUCUACAGUAACUGUUCUAAAAUCUCUGCACUUCCUACAACUGAAUUUUGUAAAAGCACGCACUCCCCUUCCAUAUCUCCUAGCAAGCCUCCUCCUUCCCUCUCCCCCAGUGCAAGCCCCAGUGGAACCUCUCUCUAUAAGCUUCCAUCCGACAAUCUUCAAGCGGUAGCCAGCACUCAUUACAACCGCUACAUGCAUCAUGGCCCUCUGAGGCAGAAGUCCAGGCUCGGCCUCCGAACCACCUCGGUAGACCUGGGCGACAUUGCUGCAGGCUCGGCACAUGCUGGACUUGUUGCUCGACAGGCUCGGCAAGGCAGUGGGUUGUACCAGGGGGAGGUGGAUGUGGGGGAGAUGCAGCAGGAGCGGGAGAAUGUCCCCCGGCAGUCAGUCCAGAGGCGAGCCAGACCUAACAGCAUUUCGGUGUGCCCCUCUGCCUACACCCCUCUCUCUCCAUAUGGGCAAGCAUCUGUGGCAACGGCGGCGGUAGCAGCUGCACCGAUGGCUGAUCAGCACUUUUUCCAGCAGCACCGCUCCCAGCAUCAGCAUCAGCAUCACCGACAGCAUCAGCAACAGUAUCAGCAACAGCAGCCACAGCAGCCGCAGCAUCAGCAUCAGCAGCAUCAGCAUCAGCGACACCAGCAUCAGCAGUAUCACCAGCAGCAUGACAGUCAGGGCAGCAGAUCCAACGCCUCUCCCCCCCACUCCCCUCCUCACCAAUCCAUUCGCACCCGCCGUGCCUUACCCUCCCUGGCUGUAAACCCCCUCGGCAGACCCUGCGAAUCGGCCUCUUCCAUCCUCCGUACAAGCAGCCUCACUACCAACACAGCAGCCUCGUCCUUCACUUCUUCUACCUCCCCACCACUCCUCUUCCCCCCACCCCCUGCCCUAACCGUCAAGCAGUCACCACUUGAACCACCAGCUCCAUUUGCAAGCUUCCAAUCACGCGCACAUUGCCGGGUCGUUUUCGCAGGAUCCUCAUCUGCCUCUGCAUCACCCCAUCUGCUGCCCUCUGCUGCCCCGGGUUCACCCGACGCUGCCUCUCCCGGCGUUUCCCCUUCCCCGGGUUCACCUUCACCAGGCAGCGCUUCCUCUGGCAACGCUUCCCCCUGCCCUCUGCCCAAGUCAAUCCUGACCGUCCGUGACGAGGGGUCCUCGUCCAUCGGCCGUACAAGGUCUCUUGGCAGGCUGGUCAGAUUCAACAAAGUAGCGCAAGUACAUAUCAUAGUGUAGCUGGGAUUUUUGUCCCGUGCCCCAAGUCUUCGCUUACAGUUCAUCACGAGGGGUCAUCUAUAGGGUGUACAAGAUUCCUUGCCAUGUAGACUUGUGAGGUUCAACAUAGUAGCUGAAGUACAUAUCAUACGGUAGUGUAGCUGGGCAUUUCCAGCAGCAAUGCUUCGCCCCUUGCACUCAGCAUCUAGGAUUUGGUGGCUUGCUUGUUGUCAGACUAGAUAAGGCACUGAAAUGCACGCUGAAGUGUAGGUUUGAAACUAUAAAGUGUCAAACAUGUG
Messenger RNA from Closterium sp. NIES-67, 3834 nucleotides. Lineage: Eukaryota; Viridiplantae; Streptophyta; Zygnematophyceae; Desmidiales; Closteriaceae. The record is from the annotation of a GenBank genome assembly.